Molecule: messenger RNA, 963 nt
Organism: Saccharomycopsis crataegensis
Lineage: Eukaryota; Fungi; Ascomycota; Saccharomycetes; Ascoideales; Saccharomycopsidaceae
Gene: RSM24
Product: mitochondrial 37S ribosomal protein mS35 RSM24
Exons: 1
Coding region: 1-963 (320 amino acids)
Biological process (GO): mitochondrial translation
Cellular component (GO): mitochondrial small ribosomal subunit
Molecular function (GO): structural constituent of ribosome
Source: RefSeq, a predicted model, not a curated record
AUGAAGUCGGUAUUCGGAAAGCAACUAAUACUGUCAACAUCCAGGCGUAGUUUCCAGACCACCGCCUUCUCACAAGUGGAGGCUGAUUUAUAUCUUCAUCCAGAACAAUGGAUGGGAUUGCCUGCCCCAAAGAUCUUUGAAUUAUACCAACAACGUGUCGUGAGAUUAGGAAGUGAUUACCAAAAAAGCGAAGCGGAAUUGAGCGCUUUGUUGCUGACCUCCAAGACAACUGGUGUUUCCACUUCAGACAUUCGUCGUAUUUAUAGCAUCAAAAAUGAACCAGGAUCUGAAGAUUUGAUUGCAGGGAGAUUGGGUGGAUUUACUCCUUUCAAAGAUGAUGGUAAUUUACCAACUUACCAAUAUGAUGAAUAUACCUCGAGUGCCCAAGAUUUGAUCGAUCAACACCGUACUUCAAGAAAAUACAAUAGAAUAGCAGCCUACGAAUUGCCGUUAUUGACCAAAUAUCGUUCAGAAUUUGUUCCACCAUCAAAGGACAAAACAUUGACCGUUAGAUACACAAACUAUAUUGGAGAAUCUCACCCUGCUGAUAAGAAGGUUGUGGUCAAGGCUAAUUUUGACGAUUUUACAACCGAUUUAAAACUUUCUGACAAAGAAAAGCAUAAAUUGAAGUUAAUUUUGGGAAAGAGAUACAAUCCAAUCAAGAAUCAAAUACACUUGUCGGUGGAAAAGUUCAAAUACCCAACCCAAAAUUUCAAAUACUCCCUCGUUUUGUUGGAAAACCUCUUGAAAGAAGUCAAGACCGAAAGAAAGGGUGAAGAAGAUUACAGUGACUUGCCAUUAGACACCAGAUUGUACGAAAGAAAGAUGAGAAUCAAGAAGAAAAUAGAAAAAAUCAAUGCUUUCCCUGAAGAUUGGUUGAGACCACAAGAUGCUCCAGUGAAAAAGAACUCCAUCGAGCAAACCAUUUUGGAACAAUUGGGACAAAAAGCCAAUGCUAACUAG